AAUGUAUUGCAUAUCAAAACAAAGGAAAAGCUCCAUUUGCAGAUUCAUUUAUACUUACUGAACCUCCUAUUCUUAUUCAAGAUAAACAAUCUAUAACUAGUCGAAAAAGGCAGAUUAUUGGUAAUAAUCCAAAUGUUAUAGCAAAAAAUCUUUUAAAAAAUGAACAUGCAAAGUGUGAUAUAGAUGACCAUAUUUUUAUCUUAGUAACUGAUGAAAAACAAAGAGAUAAUUCUGAUGAAAAGUUAAAGGAUAAUGAGAUUUUGAUUUCAUUUAAUAAUGUAAAAGCAGUAUUUGGAGAAAUUUUAGCACUUAGAAAAUUAUACUGUAUUGAAAGAGCAUAA
This is a messenger RNA of Funneliformis mosseae, 341 nucleotides long. The record is from the annotation of a GenBank genome assembly. Lineage: Eukaryota; Fungi; Glomeromycota; Glomeromycetes; Glomerales; Glomeraceae.